This is a messenger RNA of Alternaria burnsii, 2040 nucleotides long. Its product is annotated as het-domain-containing protein. The transcript is spliced from 5 exons. Lineage: Eukaryota; Fungi; Ascomycota; Dothideomycetes; Pleosporales; Pleosporaceae. Bases 1 to 2040 code for a protein of 679 amino acids. The record is from RefSeq and is a predicted model, not a curated record.
AUGCUCUACGAGUACGAAACGUUACCGAGUGCUCGAUCCAUCCGGAUCUUAACGCUUUGUCCCGCCGAACAGCAUACCGAUGCCAUCGAAUGUAUGAUCGAGACAAUAGAGCUUGAAGAAGCCUCAUACGAUGCUCUAUCUUACAGCUGGGGCAUGAAUGAAGACGGCGACUCUUCACAGGACUACGAAAUAUUCAUUCACGGUAAUCGGAAAUGGGUUACUAGGAAUCUAUUCGAGGGAUUAGAGAGAAUCAGAGUCUGUGAUAAACCUAUACGUAUCUGGAUCGACGCCGUUUGCAUCAAUCAGCAAGAUAAUGUUGAGAGAUCCGUCCAGGUCGCCAUGAUGGCAGAUAUCUAUGCUCGAGCCGAGAAAGUCCUUGUCUGGCUUGGAAACGGUACUGAAGAGAAGGAAGAGCAAGUUACGCUGGAUCUGUUCAAGCGUAUGAAGAAGCGCACGGAACAGGUAGAGCCGUGGAAGGAACCAAACUUGCCAGAUCGAAACUGCUUCGUUCUUCCUCUCCUUAGCGAGGACUCCUUGCUCUGUUCUGGCUGUGUAGCAUACCAGCAGAGUGAAUCUAGCGGUGGUGAUCUCAAUGAAUAUGACGCACAUGUCAACUGGUUGAAAGGGUGUUUCAGAUCCAAUGAUUUCCUUAAGCAAACCGCUGUAGAUAUGACCAAUAUGGCCAUAAAAUUCUUCUCCAGGCGGUACUGGAAGCGCCGGUGGAUACUUCAGGAACUGUUUCUCUCCAAUACACAUUACUGGUACUGGGGCCAGCACGUUCUGGAUACCUCAAAAUUUCCUGAAAAUUGGAUCGCCGACCUUGUUGAUGCAAUCUGGCGAGUUGGGCAUGGGCUUGAGGAAACAUCAACGGAUAUUACUGGACUAGCCAGCGACGACUCCUUCGGCACCCGAACACUGGGGCUCUCAAAAUUGUGCAACUCUCGAAACCACGACAUCAUGGAAGAAUCAACUUGGGAAUGGUUGUUGAGAUUCUUUUACUCAUCAGAGUGCUCUGAACCCAAAGACAUGUAUUAUGCAUUGGCGAGCAUGGCCAUACCCAAAAUCCACAUUGAUUACUCGUUAACGAUUGCCCAAGUCUUUCAGCAAUUCGCCGAGACCAUGCUGGACAAUGGCGCAUGGAUAUGGUUGUUCUAUUGGGCUGCAGAAACCCCGAACAACCAGGAAUCGUUAAGGAUGCCAUCGUGGGUUCCGGAUCCACGCUUGGCGGUCAGCGACGAAGGCGGCGCCGAAGACGUCACCGACGACGAUGGACUGCGGAAACCGUCACCACAGGAAAUAGCUCAUUCUAUGAACACAAUGUGGGAUUACCUAGACGACUGGGACGAAGAUCAUUGCAUCAACGUCUUUCUCGCUCUCGCGACCAUGGCCCCGUCUGCGAUGGCCUUUGAGUGCACACGCGAACAUCUGCAAAGUACAGCAGACUCGUACGUCGACCUAAUGGCAACAGGCCAGCACGACCGAUUCGAGAAUCUCGCCUACUCAAUGGAGUACUUUGAGAACAACCAGACGGCCUCGAUCCUCGGCGGCGUACCAGCCCUCGGACUGACCAUUGACUUCCACCGCUCAAUCCUCGACACAACGCAAUGCAAGACCAUGACCGAGCUCAUCAUCACCGACCCCACACAUCCAUAUGUCAUUCACACCCAAAUGACCCUAGAUACCGAAGGCAACGUAAACCUCAUCGACAGCAUCGUCACCGGCCAAGGCGACUGGGCCUUCAACGCAACAGGCUACCAAUACUGGAACAGCCAAGAAUCCUGGCUUCCCAUCCCGCCAGCCGCACGCGACACGUACAAGGUGGUCAAAGCAGCGGGGGAAGCCUAUGCAGACCGCUGCAACGACAUUACCGUGCAGGUCCCCUGGGGUGUACCCUGCACCCGCCUCGAAGGCGGUGCGUAUACGGGUUACAAAAACCUUUCGGCAAACACGUGCGAUCAGGUGCCGGCACAUGUCCCCAUGACAAAUCGCAAAUCCGGGGAUUGGAGGGAGGUCGUUGCGUCGCCGGCAGAUGAAAUUUGA